AUGUCCUCCACCCUCUCGUUCCUCGACCAGUUCAACGCCCCCUCAACCGAGGGCAGAAAGAGGAUUUCGAUCUACACCCCUAAGCACACCCAUGUCGGCGACAGCACCUUGCUGACGCUCCUUCUCAGUAACCCCACCGACGUUUUCAACAAGCUCAAAGCCCACAACCCCGAGGCAACCAAUGCCACCGACCGCGCUGCACUAGAGGCGUAUCUCUCCGCCCGCCGCGAAUACGACGAGGCUGUCAAGGCAGCUGACAAGGCCAUCGACCAUCACAAGCAACUCCUACGUCAACAGGACGACCGUGUCCUCACCGAGCUCAUUCGACUCGACAAUCUGAAAGUUGCCCAUUGCUUUCAACCACUCCUACCACGCAGCAUCCGGGCGCAACACAACAAAUUCAUCCUGCGCACCAUCCCCAACGCGUACUUACCCCUACCCGCAUCCCUACCGAUGUCUGCCUUCAGGCGCCCCCCGAUCCCGUUCCCUUUUCUCCAAGCAACACCGUGGAGCACUACCAUCCCGGCUGACUGGCAACCCAACCCUGGUUGGACCCCGAAGGGAAGCUAUGACGAGCGAGGGCUUAUGGACAGUGCGUCGUCCUGA
Messenger RNA from Postia placenta MAD-698-R-SB12, 606 nucleotides. RefSeq lists its product as hypothetical. Lineage: Eukaryota; Fungi; Basidiomycota; Agaricomycetes; Polyporales; Adustoporiaceae. The coding region runs from base 1 to 606 and encodes 201 amino acids. The transcript has 2 exons. The record is from RefSeq and is a predicted model, not a curated record.